This is a messenger RNA of Styela clava, 2769 nucleotides long. NCBI's taxonomy places the organism in Eukaryota, Metazoa, Chordata, Ascidiacea, Stolidobranchia, Styelidae. The record is from RefSeq and is a predicted model, not a curated record.
UGAAUGAUCCAUCCCUCACUCAAGUAGACUUUAUCAAGUUCCUUUUAAACCUAAAGCUUUGAAUUUCUGGAAAAUAAUGUCUGAACCAUUAGAAGACAGCAGAAGUCCUAAUUGAAUUUUUUAACUCCUAGUUUUAAUUCAUUUUAUUUGUAAAAUUUUACCACCCAACUAGUAAAUAUUUCCUAACUUUUCAAUCUAAAGAGUAAAUAUUUUUGUAUGCUCCAAAAUCAUUCAACUUUAUGUUCAUGGUCUUGCGCCAUUAUACUAACUAUGACUAAUCUUAUGUUAUGACUAUGAGUUACCUUCAUAAGUAUUAACUCAUAAUUGGUUAUUGUCUUAUAAAACUAUUAGAUAAUUGAACUACUCCACUUCACACUUAUAUUACUAAAUUGUACGUGAAUUUGAAAUUGAUUUGGAUAUAAAUCCAUUAUGUCUAUGUAUGUUGGAUAAUUAUUUAGGUGAUCAUACAUUUUCCCAUAAAUUUUAUAUAUGUUAACAUAUAUUGUGUGUUUUUUGUUUUUUAAUACAGAUCAAAAUUUAUGUCAAUACUAAAUAAUAAAUGAAGGAAAGACCUUCACGUUCACCAGGUGAAGAAAACAUAUCUGAAGACGGAAGUACUGAAAACUAUCUUAACUCAAAAAUAGUGGAAAUAAAGGAAAUUGAAUCUCAAAAUGCCGAUGAUAUUGAUGACAUAAUUGAUUCUGGCAAAAGAGCAUCAGCAAUACUUUUCCCGCAGGAACAAGAAUACGCAGCAAUUCUAAAUAUGAAUUCAGCUGACAUUGAAACAAAUGGAAAAAUUGUGUCAGGUAAAAGUAAAAGCCCUAAAAUGAAACAACGCAAGUCACCCGUGAAACGUCUUCGAAAAAGAGUAGAGCACAGAAAACGUUUACUUGAAAGCGAUGAUUCCAGUUCAUCUGAAGAUGAUUCGAUACCAUUGAAAAAAGUGAAUAAAAAAAACAAAUUGGUUUCAUCCAAUGACAAGCUUAAGGGUAGCAACAGAAAAAAGGCUGCUUCCCGUCCUCCAAACAAAAGAAAGGCGGGAAACACAUCAAAGGGAAAAAAACAGAAUAACACGAAAGGUAGUAAGAAUAAUGAAUCCGCUGAAAGUCAUCAAUGUGUUUUUUGUGACAAAUAUUUUACCACACUCCGAAGACUUAACAAACACAUGCAUAUUCAUAAAGACGGCCUAGAAUAUAAGUGUAAAAAUUGCAAAGAAGUCUUUACAUCUAACGAAGAACUUACUUCGCAUUUAUGUGCUCCUGAAGCAUUUGAGUGUGAUCUUUGUGAUAAAGCAUUCUCAAAGAUUGACUUAUUGAGAGCUCAUUCAAAAACACAUGUGUCUGAAGCUUUGAUAGAAUGUACUGAAUGUGAUAAAGUGUUUCAUGUGCAAAGUAGCUUAAAUGCUCACAUGAAAACACAUGGUGAUAUUAAACCUUUUAAAUGUCACCUAUGCAGCAAAGAAUUUCGUUGCCAAAGAAAUCUGUCAAUGCAUCUGCGAGUUCAUACAAAGGAAAAACCGUUUUCGUGUCCAACAUGCGGCAAGAAUUUUACACAACAGAGCAAUUUGAAUUCACAUGCUCGUUCUCAUACAGAAGAACGUCCAUUUAUAUGUGGAACUUGCGGAAAAUCUUUCUCGCUGAAGAAAACAAUGAUUGCACAUACAAGAACACACACAAAUGAAAAGCCUUUUAAGUGUAAAAUAUGUGGCAAAGCUUUUGCCCAGAGAGGUACUGUUAAAAAUCACAUGCGCAUCCACACAAAAGAAAUGCCAUAUGUAUGUGUCUAUUGCGGUAACAAAUUUGCACAUCAGCAAAGUUGGGGCUAUCAUAUGGCUCUUCAUGAUAAAAAUGGUGACACAGUGGUACAAUUUGACAAUGGGGAAGAAACGAAUAUUGAAAAUAAAUCGGAAGGUGUUCUUGUAAAAUUGGACUUAAUCGGCCAGGAAACAAAUGGUUGUAUAUAGUCAAUCCUGUUUAUGGUACAGUAAAGAUCUUUUAUCGUUGAAGAAAGUUGAUUCCUAUGUAUGGUGCAAUAAGGCAUUUCUGUUAUUGAAUAAACUUGUAUAGGAAGUGAAGCCUUCUUUACUUCUUGUCUCACUGUGUCAGAAAUAGGGCUGGGCAUUUCAAGUUUAUUAAUAAAUUCUAAUCGGUUCAAACGAAAAUUUCAAAUUGCCACCAUCUUGUUUUUUAUUGUUCAUCAAAGGAAGCCAUAUUUUGAAAAUACAAUUCUGACAUAUGAAACGCCAUGCACAGUUACAUGUAUUCAAGAUUUGAUUCGAUUCUGAAACCAUCAGGUGUUCGAAAAUGCUCAGCCCUAGUCAGGGAUUGUGUGGUUCAUGGUAUUUCACUCUCCACUGGCCAUUUUUUUUGAUUGAUUUUUUUUGUAUACAUGACCUAACUGCCAUCUUUUUUCUUAUAUUUUUUCAGUCGAAUGAGUUUUAUUGAAUAGUACUUAUUGUCCUAACAAAAGUUGCAUGCUUGAAUAACAAUGGUUAUCACUUGUAAUUAUUGAGAAGUACUAAAUUUAUUUGCUCAUUAUUUGUGCCUUCACUUCAAGUUUAAUAUUGCCGCUGCUGAAAUAUUGCGCAAGCAUAAAUGAUUAUUUCCAGUUUUGCACAGCCUCAAAUUUAAAAAUAAUUUAAUCAAUAAAUUUGAAAUUGUUGACAACAAAAUGAAGAAUCCGCUUUUAUUUCUGCCAAGUAAAUCAUUCACUCUGGCUGCUCGAAUCUUAGCGAAUUAUUUUUGUUAUUAAAUUCUGAUUCUGAAGUUU